AUGGCUUGCUUACAACAUAUGUCCGAACAUGAUGCCUCAUUCCUUGAGUGUAUACGUUAUUUUGAAAAUAUAUCUACAGCAGAUCCGUUUGUACUUUCUUUACCACCUAAUACUAAAGGUGAUGAUAACCUUGGUUUGGAUAGUGAUAACAAAGAUAAUAGCCCUGAUAAAAAGGGUAAUGGAGACGAUGAUGAGUUUCUUAAAAACAUGAAAAAUUACAAUCGCAGUCAAAUUUCUUUUGGUAAUUUAUUGGGAGUUGGUCGAUCCGGUUCUGUUUUUGAAGCCAAGUUUUAUGAAGAAAUAGGUGCUUUUAAAAUGGUAGACUUGUAUAAAAAUGAGUAUCUAGUAACGGAAUUGUUAAAUGAAAUUAAAAUUUACCUCGGUCCUCUUAUGGAUAUUCAAGAAAUUUUCAUACCAAAGCUUAUAAAAUUUGGAGUUCUAAACGAAGCAUUUGUUUUUCUUUUUGUUUCAUUAGCUGGAAAAUCGUUUACGGAAUUAGAGAAUGAAGUCACAUUAAAAGAGAAAAAAUUGGCCAUUUUAGGUUUACAAAUGAUUCAUGAAAGAGGAGUAAAGCAUGGUGAUAUUCGAUUGGAGAAUAUAAUGAUAAAUAGAGAUGAAUUGACAGGUAAAACUUCAGUAUGGUGGAUUGAUUUUGCAUGGAGCAAAAUGGGAUGCGACGAAAAAGAUUUGAACAAGGAAUUGAUUAAAUUGAAACAUUUACUUGGUAUGUCAGAUUAA
Dentiscutata erythropus is the source of this 738-nucleotide messenger RNA. NCBI's taxonomy places the organism in Eukaryota, Fungi, Glomeromycota, Glomeromycetes, Diversisporales, Gigasporaceae. The record is from the annotation of a GenBank genome assembly.